Microthlaspi erraticum is the source of this 819-nucleotide messenger RNA. The record is from the annotation of a GenBank genome assembly. Lineage: Eukaryota; Viridiplantae; Streptophyta; Magnoliopsida; Brassicales; Brassicaceae.
AUGGAUUACGGAGACGAUCGCCCCUCAUGGAAUUGGCAAGUGCAGAGCUAUGACCACCAACCGCAGUCUGAUUUCUCGGAUGUGCCGGAUUGCACGAUGACUGAAGUCGCAUUGAACCAAGAAGAUCAGUCGUACAUGUUUGAUGACAUAGCCACCCCAGUGAAGGCGUGUAGCAACUUGGGCUAUCAUGUCACAACAGAUGAGUCGAACAAGAAAAUGGAAGUGCAAAGUGAAACACGCUCUGCUGUAAAGAGGCGUCGGAUGUUACAUUUCGAAGAACAACCUGCAGAGACAUCUCUUUUCAGCAGUGAGAAUUUCGCUGCAAUCUUGAAAUCAAGCGUGACAACAUUUGAUAGCUUAGGAGGAUGCAUGUGGUACGCUGACUGCUUAAAUGAUGCUGAGACUCCAACCCUACCUGAUGACUUAAGCUUUGGUUCUCCUGAUGUCCAAGUGGAUAUUUCAGAGUAUCUAAGUGUGCCACCAGAACCAGAAACCAGGGAAGUUAGGCGGCCUGUGACUCGUUCUUCUCCAAAUGUUAUCUUCAAAGGUAGGAAGUCUUUCUCAAGGCCAGUUUCAAGGCUACCAUCUUCUAUCAUCUAUCCAUUUGCAUUCAUCAAACCAUGUGGGGUUCACGGCGACAUGACACUCAAGGACAUAAACCAGAAGAUCCGAAAUCCACCAGCAAAACCAAAGGAACACAUAGUAGAGCCUCCGGUGAUCCAAACUUCGGCAUUCUCUGGGAAACCCGUUGUGGGGAAGACUAAAAUCCGCACAGAAGGAGGAAAAGGAAGCAUCACUAUUAUGAGGACAAGAGGCUAA